AACAAAACAAGAUGGCGACUCGAGGUGGAAAUAAUCGAGGCUACUCCCAACAAUUUUGUUAGGUUGUCUGAGAAUUUGUUGGUGCCCAUUAUUCAGGCAUGGGUUCAAGGACCACAUCAACAGAUGAAAUGUUGGAGACUGAAAACAAUCGAAUGGUGGAUGAUUUGGCAGCUAAAGUUUCACGUUUAAAAGGGAUUGCUAUCGACAUUGAGAAUGAAAGCAAGCAACAAAAUAAAUACCUUGAUGGAAUGGGAGAUGACUUUGGCAGUUCAUCUGGUUUGUUGAGUGGCAGUGCUGCACGACUGUCACAAAUGAUUUCAUCCGGACGAUCAAACAGAAAAUUAAUGUGCUACCUAAUAGCAGGACUUGUGGGAUUCUUCUUCAUUGGAUAUUAUGCACUCAGCAAGGUCAUUGUCAGAUAGUCAAAAGCACUAGCAAGCAAAAAUAAUUACAUCUUUUUAUUUUACGAGUACAAACAGGUGUCAUUGCACUGUAGAUUAAACAUGGGACCCAGAUGUGUUGAACAAAUGCAAAUAAAUGCAUACAUGUAUGUGCUCUUGUGUCAAUGGGAGUGACAGUAUUGUCGAAGCCUGAAACAUUACUGAGAGGAAAGACAUUUUUGGCAGAUUGUCACCCCAGGAAGAAUUGUACAUUAAGUCACUUCAACAUCAUGCCUAGCUUUGCUUUAGAUUUCUUGUAAUGGUAAUCACUAGAUGUACUCAAUAACAGUGCAAUCCAGUGUCUGCCCAGACAAGUAGAUUUUCCCACUGUUAAGGAACUUCUCAUUCUCACUUACCCAGCAAGUCAUCUGCCAACACAAAAAAAUGUAAACUAAGAUUUGCUUGGGGCAAGCAAAAUCUGAGAGCUGCUUGUCCAAAGGGCAAGCUGGAAUUCAAGUUUUUCUCGAGCCCUGGGUAUGUGCAGUAUUUGAUAUGUUAUAAGUAUGAUGAAUCAACGUUAAUUAGAGACUUGGAAGGAAAGCAAAGGAAAUGGAAAGUUUCUUCCUUGUUGGUCGGCAUAGCUUUAAGACUUGCAAUCAAAAUGGAUGACCCUUCUGGUUAAAACUUUAUUCUCCGAUUCAAAUUUCAGAGUUCAACAAAAUGCAAUUGUAACCUUUGUUCAGUUGAGCUGAAAAAAUUCAAACUGCUAUGAAUUACUGACAGGAAUAAUGAUCUUACUUUUGAAAGCAAAUUGCGUUUCACCUGUUUACUUUUUGACUGUAGAAGACUUACACAGAAAUCCUUUGCUAUCCAACAAUAGUCUUGCUUUGCUGUUCGUGAUUACCAUAGUGUUAAUUACCUCACUAAAAAUUAUUUAAAAUUAUCCUAGUUGAAAUUUAAAGAUUGUAAGUUAGUAAGUUAUUUAUUUUAGAGGUGCUUUGAGAAGGAACCCAAGUGAAAUGUAUAAAAUUAAUUAAUGAAAACAACAGUUGAAAGAAAUUUACGGAAAACAAACAUUUGAACUCUUGAGAGAAUUUAAGCGUAGUUUAAGAUAGCAGGGGUUUGAAAUACAGUACCUAAAUUAGCAUAUUCAAGCCAAGAAAAUGAUUUGAAUUCAAGAUAGCGGGGAGUUGAGAUACUAAGGUGUAACUGUACUAGUUUUGUGCAAAGAAAGUUAGAUACAGUAGAAUCCCGAUUUCUCAAACCCUCAUUUUUUGAACCUCUUGAUAACUCGAACCAAAAGUCGUUUCCCCUCCGCAGUCGAACACUGUAAUUUUACCCCCAAUUUCUCAAACUCUGCGAUUUUUCGAACCAGUUUUCUUUUCCCUUGGGGGUUCAAAAAAAAAAAUCAGGAUUCCACUGUAGAUAAGACCAACAAACACAUGUGAUCUAUUCUUUAAUAUUAACAUUUUAUUGAAUAUUUCUUCAUAAUUAUAAAAAAAAAGGCAGUACAUGAAUAGCAGUACAUAAAAAUAGCAGUACAUGAAUGUUUAUGAAAACGUUUUACUUGUACAUAUACAUUUACUUUCAUGUUAUUUUAUGAAGUUAAUUACCAACAAGAAAUGGUCAAUAUUAAUACCAUUAGGAAACACCCUUUAAGGAGGUAUACUUUAAAAGCCAUAUGUCUGUAAACAUGUGUUGUUGAUGAGAAAAUGAAAUUGGGCAAGGAGAAUUUACAUUUUGAUGACCAAUAUAAACUAGAACUUUUACUUCCAUUUUCUUGCGAAAACACACACUCAGGCUUGUCAGUGCCCACAGCAUUUCUUGUUCUCCCAAACUUCCUGUCAUGUUUCUAUAACUAAACAUAAACAUUAAAAAUGUAUGGACUUUGUCGAAUAUUAUACAGUCAUGCCAAUAAAUAAACCUUACACCUGAGGUGCACAUUACUGUUAGUUUAGAAGACAAAUGUCUGUUAAACAAAAACUGUUGUAAAACCACCUUGGAAAUUAAAUGCACAGAAUCAUA
This is a messenger RNA of Orbicella faveolata, 2405 nucleotides long. Its product is annotated as BET1-like protein. The record is from RefSeq and is a predicted model, not a curated record. NCBI's taxonomy places the organism in Eukaryota, Metazoa, Cnidaria, Anthozoa, Scleractinia, Merulinidae.